Stegastes partitus (bicolor damselfish) is the source of this 3449-nucleotide messenger RNA. RefSeq names its product adaptor related protein complex 3 subunit mu 1 (gene ap3m1). The transcript has 9 exons. Gene Ontology annotation, cellular component: clathrin adaptor complex. Gene Ontology annotation, biological process: intracellular protein transport; vesicle-mediated transport. The coding region runs from base 96 to 1352 and encodes 418 amino acids. The record is from RefSeq and is a predicted model, not a curated record. Lineage: Eukaryota; Metazoa; Chordata; Actinopteri; Pomacentridae.
UAUUGGCACCAAGUGAACAUUUUGGCACAGUCAGCUGGAGUUAGCAGAACACAACCAACAACAACAACAACAACCACCACAUUGUUGCAGCUGAGAUGAUCCACAGCCUGUUCCUGAUUAAUCACUCAGGAGACAUCUUCCUGGAGAAACACUGGAAGAGUGUCAUCAGCCGAAGUGUGUGCGAUUACUUUUUCGAGGCCAAAGAGAAGGCGGUGGACCCUGAGAAUGUGGCCCCCGUCCUGCAGACCCCACAUCACUAUCUCAUCUCCGUGUACAGGGGAAAGCUCUUCUUCCUCUCUGUGGUCCAGACCGAAGUCCCUCCACUCUUUGUCAUCGAGUUCCUGCACAGAGUGGCGGACACAUUUCAGGACUACUUUGGUGAAUGCUCAGAAGGCGUGAUCAAGGACAACUUGGUGACCGUUUACGAGCUGUUGGAGGAAAUGCUGGACAAUGGGUUUCCACUAGCAACGGAGUCCAACGUCCUUAAAGAGAUGAUUAGGCCUCCUAAUAUCCUGCGAUCGGUUGUCAAUACGCUCACAGGAGGUAGUAACGUUGGAGACAAAUUGCCGACAGGUCAACUGUCAAACGUCCCAUGGAGACGAGCUGGUGUUAAAUACACCAAUAAUGAAGCAUACUUUGAUGUGAUAGAGGAAAUAGAUGCAAUUCUGGACAAAUCAGGGACGACAGUAUUCGCAGAGAUCCAGGGUGUAGUUGAAGCCUGUGUGAGACUCACUGGGAUGCCUGACCUGACUCUGUCCUUCAUGAAUCCUCGUCUUCUCGAUGACGUGAGUUUCCACCCGUGUGUGCGGUUUAAGCGCUGGGAAUCCGAGCGUGUCCUGUCUUUCAUCCCACCGGAUGGAAACUUUACGCUCAUGACGUAUCAUGUCAGCUCUCAAAAUCUCGUAGCCAUUCCAGUGUACGUGAAGCAGAACAUCAGUUUCUUUGAGUCAGGAUCUUGUGGUCGCCUGGAUAUUACCAUCGGACCCAAGCAGAACAUGGGGAAGACGGUGGAGGGCUUGAUGGUCACCAUCCACAUGCCUAAAGUUGUGCUCAGUGCCAACCUCACGGCCACACAGGGAAACUACACCUACGAUCUGGCUACCAAGGUGGUGGUUUGGGACAUUGGGAAGCUUAACCCCCAGAAGCUUCCUAACUUGCGAGGCAGUCUUAGUCUGCAGGCAGGAGCCCCCAAACCUGACGAAAACCCCUCUCUCAACAUUGACCUGAAGAUACAGCAGCUGGCCAUAUCAGGUCUUAAAGUGAGUCGCCUCGACAUGUAUGGGGAGAAGUACAAGCCAUUUAAAGGGGUCAAAUACUUGACAAAGGCGGGCAAAUUCCAAGUGCGGACCUGAGUUACGACUGUCAAGAGGCCAAAGGUCAGCAAUCCAAUGUGCCAAAUAGGAGGCCAGAUUACCACACUGCUGAGCCAUCUCACCGACAAGACUUACAGAUCCACUGCCUCAUUGUUACUAAUGAACAGUUCUGCAUUCUAACAGUUAUUUAUUAUAUGUUUGGCAUUAAACACACACCACACACACACACACACACACACACACACAUACAUACAUAUUUACAGUGUACUUACUGAAGUAUUCAUCCCUCUCUGAAGAUUUCCCUUUUCAAUGCUUUUUAACAUUGGAUCAUAGUCAAUAUAUUUUUUUCUUCUUUUUUGAUAUGAGUUUACAAAAACAAUUUCAUGUCAAAGUGAAAACAAAUUUCUACAAAAUCAUGUCAGUUGCUUCAAAAUGUAAAAUCUAGAAGUGAUUGUAUUCACUCCGUUCAAGCCAGUAUUUAGUAGAUACCCAUUUGGCCAUAUAUACAGCAUUGAUGUGGAUAGGUCUCCAUCAGCAUUGCACAUCUGCACUCUGCAAUUUUACCCUGUUCUUCUUUGAAAAACUGCUAUUGUUCUGUCAGUAUGCACAGGGAUCAGUUCAAGUUAUGAUGCUGCCACCACCAUGUUUCACAAUGGAUAUGGUGUAUUUUUUAAUUAUGUGCAAUGUUUUAUGUCUGCCAAAGAUAGCGUCUGGUCUGAUGGUCAAAAAGCUCAGUUUUGGUCUCAUCACUCCAAAGAACCUUCUUUCAGUUCACUCCUGCUGUAGGAAGAUUUAUGCACAUGCUGCGUUUCUUCAGUUUCUCACUAAUGGAUUUAACUCUACUCCAAAUGAUAUUCAGUCACUUGGGUAUUUUUUAUAUUUUUUUUUGCAUUAACCCCCUGACUUAUGCUUUUCAAAAACUUUUUCAUGGACUUAUUUGAAGGGUUAUUUUUGUUUUUAAUGGUCUUGUUAUAGCCUUGAGUAUUGAUUGACCAGUCACUGGACCUCUCUAGAUACAGGUGUCUUUAUACUCCAAUCACUUGAGAAACAUUUGCUGCACUCAGAAUGGUCUCCAUUUCAACACCAAAUAGCUGUAUUGAAUUAGGUGGCUCACUUUAAAGGAGGGGAAUACUUAUGUAGUCACUUAUUUUUUAGAAUUCAUUUUGAAAAAUAAUUGACAGGAAAUAAUUUGACAUGAAAGACUCUUUUUUUUGGGGGGGGAGGGGAAUUGUUGUUGAAAAAAGCCAAAAUUGACAAUGAUUCAGUGCUGGAAAGCAUUACAAAGCAAAACGUCAAAGGGAGGGGUCAAUACUUUUUUAUAGGCACUGUAUAUAUAGAUAUAAAUAUAUAAAUGGUUUUGUGCCUGUAAAGGGAAGCCUUAAUUAUCAGUAUGUCUUUGUUUAAGUGCUAGUAGUUUCUAUCCAGUUUAAAUGUACUGCUAUGUAUGGAUCAUUCCUUUCUUUUUUUCUUUUUCCCUUUCUUUCUUUCUUUUUUUUUUUUAUCUAACACCUUCUGAGUGUUGCUUAAGGGGAAUAUUUUGAUUUGAAAAAGGACACUUAAAGUUCACUGCCUUGCUCAUCGUCGCAAACAAACAAUCUUACCUGCAUGUUGCCUGAAAGUAAACAGACACGCCUUCGAAAACCUUUUUACUUAAGGUAGCCAGUUUUAUAUAUAUAUAUAUAUGUUUAUUUUUGAAAAACCUAAUGUGUCUUGAGGCACUGUCUUUAGUGCAGGAAGUUUUGCACAUAUUCACUCCUUAUUGUGGCCUUUUUAGAGUAGGCUUUGUGUAGCACACAGUACAGCACAGACCGCAUGUUCCGGACACCUGAAGCAAGAAUAUUUUAUAGAAACAUAUCUUAUCUCUAAGGUACACAGUUUGACGUAUGGAUGGUGUAAUUAUAAGUUAGUGAUUCAGGCAGUUUGGUGGGAACAGUUGUGCAAACAGCACUCUGAAGUCUAAAAGAUUCUCACACAAUCGUGAAUGCAACAUCUUUUAUAUACAGUCUAUGUUCUUUAAUCAGCACAGCAUUUGCACAAUCAGAUGUCCACGUGGAAAAUACUACUUAAAGCUCUUGUAUGAAGUUGAAUCUGUAUUUCUGUUUAUAAGAUAUCUUAUAAAAGCUUUAAAAAAUGUGA